Tyto alba (common barn owl) is the source of this 1586-nucleotide messenger RNA. Its product is annotated as solute carrier family 2, facilitated glucose transporter member 11. Gene Ontology annotation, cellular component: membrane. Gene Ontology annotation, molecular function: hexose transmembrane transporter activity. Bases 57 to 1556 code for a protein of 499 amino acids. Lineage: Eukaryota; Metazoa; Chordata; Aves; Strigiformes; Tytonidae. The record is from RefSeq and is a predicted model, not a curated record. Gene Ontology annotation, biological process: monosaccharide transmembrane transport. The transcript has 12 exons.
CUCGCAUCUGACAGACUUGACAAGGGCUCUCAGAGCAGGCAGAUUUUCAAGGGGAAAUGGCUGGUUUCCUCUCAGACCUGGUUCAAUACCGGAAGCUACUGCUAAUGAUUAUGGUGCUAGGAAUUGGUGGAACUCACCUAUCUGGUUUUCAACUGUCUGUGAUCAAUUAUACUUCUGUGUACAUUCAGAAGUUUAUCAACGAAACUUGGCUGGAGCGAUAUGGUUCUGUGCUGCAUCAGGAGACACUCACAUUAUUGUGGUCCUUCAUUGUGUCUAUGUACUGUGUAGGUGGAAUGAUAGGGUGUCUGUGUAGUGGGUACCUAACUGCAAAAUAUGGAAAGAAGAAAUGUCUGCUGUUUAACGAUGUGGUCCUAAUAAUAGCCACGCUGCAUACUGGCUUCAGUAGGAGAGCCAAGUCUUUUGAGAUGAUCCUGAUUGGGCGCUUCCUUGAGGGCAUCGGUGCUGGAAUACAUAUAAAUGCUCAUGUUCAGUAUGCUGGAGAGAUCUCACCUAAGAAGUUGCGUGGAUUUGUAAAUGUGACCUCUUCAGUGUUCCUUGCACUAGGGAAAGCUGUUGCAAGAAUUCUUGGAUUACGAGAUCUUUUAGGAACUGAAGACAUGUGGAAUGUGCUAUUGUCCUUCUCUGGGUUGGUGGCAUUGAUUCAACUGCUCUUUUUGCCGUCCUUUCCUGAGUCCCCUCCCUAUCUUUUGCUGCAAAAAGGAGACAAGGCUGGUUGCUUGAAAGCCAUGAAGCAGCUCUGGGGAGAAGGGAAUUAUCACACAGAAUUUGAUGACAUGAUGAAGGAGAAGGCUGUAACAAAAGGCACCAAAAUCAUGAAUGUCCUCGAAGUGCUGAAAGAACCAUCUGUGUACCCACAGCUGAGUACCAUGCUCCUACUUUUGCUAAGUCUACAGCUCUGUGGCCUGAGUGCAAUCACCUUUUACACCUCAGAAAUUUUUCAGACAGCCGACCUUCAGGAAAGCAUAAUCCCAUAUGUAUCUCUAGGAGUUGCAAUCUCUGAGCUCAUCUCUAUCAUCUUCUGUAGCUCCAUUAUUGAUCGUUUUGGACGCCGGAUACUAUUAUGGGGUGGUUAUUUGCUGAUGGCACUGAUACUGGUGUUUCUUGAAACAAGCCUUCUACUGAGUGAUCGGUUCUUCUGGAUGCGUUACUGCAGUGUUAUUCUCAUCUUCUUAUUCAUCAUUGCCUAUGGAGUAGGACCAGCUGGAGCCAUUACAUCUGUCAUGAAUGAAAUCUUCACCCUCUCAACAAGGUCCUCCGCUUUUGUAAUUGGUGGAAUCAUCAUUUGGCUAGGCCUCACUUUCACUGGAAUGAUUUUUCCCUUUGCUGUCAUGCUUCUUGGUCCUUUUUGCUUCUUCAUCUUUAUUGCUGUCCUGGUCAUUUCAGCAGUUCUCAUCUACCUGUUCCUCCCAGAAACAAAAGGGAAGUCAACCUCUGAAAUCACAGAAGAAUUCAAAGCACGUCGAUUUAAGAAGAAAUGUCAUCAAACUGUGGAGAAGAAUGCUACUGAAGAAAAGACAUUAUGCACCAAGCUCUGAUAGGCUACCAUAAGCAACUUUAAUUGACAA